Penicillium taxi is the source of this 768-nucleotide messenger RNA. RefSeq lists its product as uncharacterized. The transcript has a single exon. The record is from RefSeq and is a predicted model, not a curated record. NCBI's taxonomy places the organism in Eukaryota, Fungi, Ascomycota, Eurotiomycetes, Eurotiales, Aspergillaceae. Bases 1 to 768 code for a protein of 255 amino acids.
AUGCUGGCAGCGUGGUGGAUCGGGAUCUUGUCGCUCCCCACGACGGCACUGUCGCUACAAACGCUGCCAUUUUUAUCCCCGCAAAAUGUCGAGUCCAAUCGACGGGCCUUUGAGGUUCUCCAGAUUUUGAAGCGGGAUACAGAUAAUUGCCCCAGCGGCUACAACUCAUGUUCAAAGCUGGGCAAUGCCGAUGUCUGCUGCAUAACCGGAACUACCUGCACCGCCGAUGCCGCCAACAACAUCGCCUGCUGCCCGACCGGUGCAAGCUGCACUGGCAGUCUUACUGGCGCUUCAACGGCUACGAGGACUGAUACCACGACCACAGAUAGCAGCUUUCUCUUCCCCCAGGGCGCGAGUGCAACGACUACCAGUUCGGGAGUUACCAAAACCGAAUCCACCCUCACUGGACCCUAUGCCUUCGUCAAUGUCCCGACCAGCUUCGUGAAUGCAGCAUCAUGCACAUCAUACUACUCGCUCUGCCAGUCUGAAUAUACAGCGUGUACAGCAGCCCUCUAUGGGCGGUAUGGAGUUACAGUGGGCGGAUCUGGAGGUGGAGUGACAGUGGAAGCUGUGACCGCACUAUCACAGGCCACGUCCAUCUGUUCGAGUCUGAGUGCAGCGGCUUGUCACGGUCUCAGCCCGAACUAUUGUGCGUCGGUGUCAUCAGCUACUGCGGGCUUUAGUGGUAACGGAGUGCCGCUUCGAUCUUCGAGUCUUCACGAUCUUGUUCUCGGAUUGGCCGUUGGUAUUGCAGGGAUCUUUGUUUAA